Molecule: messenger RNA, 3591 nt
Organism: Gallus gallus (chicken)
Lineage: Eukaryota; Metazoa; Chordata; Aves; Galliformes; Phasianidae
Exons: 5
Biological process (GO): DNA integration
Molecular function (GO): nucleic acid binding; RNA-DNA hybrid ribonuclease activity
Source: RefSeq, a predicted model, not a curated record
AUGACACCCAGUGGUGGACUAUGUGGGACUGAUGGAAUGCGAGCCCAACCUUCCCUGGUCCAAGCAACUAUGUGCCUCCAGGAGAACCAUCGAGGUCUGAUUUCCGCACAUCAGUUUGGCACCCCAGAUGGGACCCUCUCUGUUCGGCUGCAGGACCGGCUGAGAGAGGGGACGCCUUUGGUGCGCCCCGAGAUUUCUCGGAAGGACUCCCUUUCCUCACCUGAUCACUGCAGGAGCAGACAAGGACCAUCGAUCGGUGGACCAGUUUUAAAUGAAGAUUUGACCCCGACAAGUAAGGAAUUUGUAACAAUAAAGGGAGCCACUGCUCAACCCAAGAGGGCUUAUUUCCUCAAACCUUUGGAAUUUAAAUUGGGAAAACAAGUAGGGAUACAUCAGUUUCUGUAUCUGCCUGAUUCACCACAUCACCUCCUAGGGCAAGAUCUACUAGAGCAAUUACGGGCAGAGAUAAGGUUCGAAUCAGGGAAAAUGAAGUUCAAAGUAAAAGAUGAUUCUUUUGUAAAAGUGCUUAGCUUGGCACUGAUAACAGCCUCGGAGGACUCGGGGAUUCCCAAAGAAAUAAUUAACCAAGUCUACCCAGGGGUAUGGGCAACAGAGGUCCCAGGGCGUGCAAAUAACACCUCUCCCAUUGUAAUUAAGGUAAAACAAGAAGCCCAGACCCCCCAAAUUAAACAAUACCCUCUGAGAGCAGAAGAUAGAGAAGGGAUACAACCGAUAAUUGACCAAUUCAUAAAAUAUGGGUUACUAGUGGAGUGUGAAUCGAAAUACAACACUCCGAUACUCCCAGUUAAGAAACCUGAUGGGAGUUAUCGUAUAGUACAGGAUCUGAGAGCAAUUAAUAAGAUAGUAGAAGAUUUGUACCCGCUAGUAGCCAAUCCAUAUACAUUACUCACCAGGUUAUCUAAUGAAUUGGCUUGGUUUACCGUACUAGACCUGAAGGAUGCACUCUUCUGCCUGCCUCUGAGCCCUGAAAGCCAAUUAUUAUUUGCAUUCGAGUGGGAAAAUCCCAAAUCAGGAAGGAGAACACAACUUACAUGGACAGUGCUUCCCCAAGGGUUCAAGAAUAGCCCGGCAAUCUUUGGAAAUCAGCUAGCAAAAGAUUUAGAGCAAUGGGAACGCCCCUCUGGGAAAGGAGUUUUAUUGCAGUAUGUAGAUGACCUCUUAAUAGCGACAGAAACAGAAGAAUUGUGUAUAGCAUGGACUAUAAGCUUACUAAAUUUCCUUGGACUUAAUGGACACAGAGUUUCUCCACAGAAAGCCCAAGUGGCUAAGCAGCAAGUAGUCUAUUUAGGCUACGGAAUCACAGCUGGAUUAAGGACGCUCGGAACAGUGAGGAAAGAAGCCAUCUGUCAAACGCCUGAACCACAAACUGCUAAGGAGCUGCGCACAUUCCUGGGAAUGACAGGCUGGUGUCGGCUGUGGAUACAUAACUACGGACUACUGGUAAAACCGCUCUUUGCACUUUUAAAAACUAACCCCAGUGUUCUCACUUGGGAUGGGGAAACCAGGAGAGCCUUUAAACUAUUAAAGCAUGAACUCAUGCAAGCUCCUGCUUUAGGACUUCCAGAUACAACAAAACCAUUCUGGCUUUACUCAUAUGAAAAACAGGGAAUAGCUUUAGGGGUUCUGGCCCAGGACUUGGGGCCCUAUCGAAGGGCUGUAGCCUACUUCUCCAAGCAGUUGGAUGAAGUAAGCAGAGGAUGGCCUGGCUACCUAAGGGCAGUGGCUGCACUAGUGUUAAAUGUUCAGGAAGCGCGUAAAUUUACUCUGGGCCAGAAGAUUACAGUAUUAACAUCCCAUACCGUCUCAACAGUAUUAGAAGCAAAGGGUGGGCAUUGGCUCUCACCACAAAGAUUCCUCAAGUAUCAAGCCAUCCUGGUGGAACAGGAUGAUGUAAAGAUAGUAGUAACUAAUAUUAUCAAUCCAGCAUCAUUCCUCAGCGGGGCCUCAGGAAAAUCAGUAACCCAUGACUGUCUGGAAACCAUCGAGGCAGUGUGUGCCAGCUGGCCAGACCUGAAGGAGGAACUGCUAGAGGACGCUGAAAAUUCUUGGUACACCGAUGGUAGUAGCUAUGUGCGCCAAGGAGUACGGAGGAUGGGAUAUGCUAUAACAACUGAUAACGAGGUAAUGGAGUCAGGAGCCUUAACUCCAAACAUCUCGGCACAAAAAGCAGAAAUCAUAGCUCUAAUUCGAACAUUAGAGCAAGCAGAAGGAAAAAGGAUCAACAUAUGGACCAAUUCAAAAUAUGCCUUUAGCAUGGUGCAUGCCCAUGGAGUAAUAUGGAAAGAGAGAGGAUUAUUAUCAAGCCAAGGGAAAGGCAUUAAGAAUGCCAAGGAGAUUCUCAGACUUUUAGAAGCAGUACAGCUACCAGAGAAAGUGGCCAUUAUGCAUUGCAAAGCGCAUCAAAAGGGGAAGACACCAAACGAGAUGGGCAAUGCCUUCGCAGACCGAGAGGCUAAAAGGGCAGCGGAGGAGGAUCCAGUAAAGGUGCAGUCUCUGGUCCCAGACGGUAAAAUCCAAAUUGAUAAUGAACCUAGGUACUCAAAGGAAGAUAAUAACCUUAUAAAAGAUAUAGGAGGGCAGGUAGGAGAAGGGGGAUGGGUCACUACUCCGCAGGGCAAAAUAGUUGUUCCCACAGCUUUAUUAUGGGCGGUGGUGAUGGCUGAACAUAGAAAGACCCACUGGGGGGCUGAGGCGCUAUAUAAACAUUUGGUCCAGCAGAUAGUUGCCCGAAACUUAUAUACCACCAUUAAACAGGUGACUCAACAAUGUGAGAUCUGUCUACGAAAUAAUCCCAAAUCAGGUUAUAAGAUCUCACUAGGACAAAUAGGGAGAGGAAAUUACCCAGGACAACAAUGGCAAAUCGAUUUUUCGGAACUUCCAAGAAAAGGGGGGUACAGGUAUACACUGGUAUUGACUGAUACCUUUUCGGGAUGGCCAGAGGUAUUCCCCUGUAGGACUAAUAAAGCUCGGGAGGUAACAAAGGUACUGUUACAUGAGAUAAUUCCGAGGUUCGGGGUCCCUGCCACAAUGUCAUCAGAUCGGGGUCCACACUUCAUUGCUAAGGUGGUCCAACAAAUAAGCACAUUAUUGGGAAUUGAUUGGCAAUUGCACACACCUUACCAAUUGCAGUCAAGCGGGCAGGUAGAGAAAAUGAACCACCUGAUCAAAUUACAGAUAGUGAAACUUGGCCAGGAAACUGGGAUUCCCUGGCCACAGGCACCGCCUUUGGCACUUUUAAGAAUUCGGACUAAACCCUGAACCAAGGAAGGACUAAGCCCAUAUGAGAUUCUUUAUGGGCGACCCUAUAGAGUGCAAAAGGGAAUCUCUAUGCAGGAAGGGGACGAGGUGUUGAAUGAGUAUAUGAUCAGCCUAGCCAAGCAAUUAAAGAAAAUUGAAAAAGCAGUGUUCGGUGCCAGGGCACGAGGCCUAGAUGGGCAACUGACAUCGAUUCUGGUGCCUCUUGUGGUUGAUCAGGAGACACUCUUCCUGGGCCUGAAGAUUCUCCCUCGCAGCUCGGACUCUCUCCUGGAAACUCUCCCUCUUGUCUUGAAGACUCUCUCGCUCAUCUAA